This is a messenger RNA of Micropterus salmoides (largemouth bass), 1720 nucleotides long. RefSeq names its product la-related protein 1-like. Bases 426 to 1589 code for a protein of 387 amino acids. The transcript is spliced from 7 exons. The record is from RefSeq and is a predicted model, not a curated record. NCBI's taxonomy places the organism in Eukaryota, Metazoa, Chordata, Actinopteri, Centrarchiformes, Centrarchidae.
UGGCAGCACGAGCUCUACUUAGUUAGCGUGGAGUUGAAACGGGAGACCGAGAGGAGGUCGCUGUAGUAGUUGUUUUUUAAAAGUUAAAGAAACUCGCAGGCGAACCAAUUCAGCGUGUGUCGUUUACAUGGUGACAAACUACAUACUCGGAGGUAACUACGUGUUGAUAUGUAACGGUCGAUCGGGGCGGUAAACAACAACAUUUAGCUCGCUGACUUCUGCAUGGUCGCUAGCUAGCUAACUGUUAGCUGUAGAAGCUACUUGGCUAGCUGGCUAGCGAGGUCCAGCCCAAAAGUUGUUUACCCCAAGUUGUGGAUGUGGUGUCCCCCCCCCCGAGCUUUUCGCGACUUUUCUCUGGGAUAAGAGAGCAAGGACCAAAUAUUCACACUGGAUUUAACACUGUGCGCUGUUAGGAAACUAGCAGGAUGUCCACAGAGGUUGAGUGUAUUAAUCAGGUCGACUCGGGUUUGACAGCGGAGAGCCAAAACACGUCCGGGGGGGCUCACCUGCAGAGAGAGCACGAAGAACAGGGGCAGAAACAACGAGCAGAUGGCCCCAACUCCGAGGCAGCCAAGAGCCCGACGGACAUGCACAAGAACUGCAACGAAAACGAUAAAGAAAAUGACCAAAGCAGCAGCAGCAGCAGCAGCGCUGACUUGGCUGCGGAGACGGUGAAGAGGAAAGUUGUCGAAGCUCCUCCGCCGAAAGUCAACCCGUGGACCAAGAGGACCACGGGCAGGAUGCCGAGCAACAACAUCAACUCCAGCUCUCAAGAGAAAGAUCAACAAAACACUCUGAAAGUCGUCCGUGCCAGCAAGCCCAGACCAAGAAAAACCAGCAAGUCAAGUGACUUCAGCGAUAUCACAAACUGGCCCACACCUGGGGAACUGGCCAAAGAGCAACAACAAAAUGUCCUCAACAACAAUGGAAAGAAGCCGCCCCCCUCGCGCAGAGAGAAGGAGAAGAGCAGUGAGCGAACGGAGAGAAAAUCGGAGAGCAGCCAUGACGGUGGUGAGAGCAAAGAGAACCAGGAGGCUCAGCCGGACCCGCUGGGAGAGCUGCCCAAAGACGGAGAGUCAAAGGCGGGACAGGACACCAAGAGCGCCGCCCUGAAGAAGAGAGGAGGUGGAGGUAACAAACGUAAGUGGGUUUCUCUGCCGCUGGAGGAUGCGUCCCGGGACGACGGUGACAAGACGGCCGGCGAGGGCCCAGCACGCUCGGACACAGAGCCUGACCCCACGUCUCCCAAUCACACACUCCAUAAUAACAGGGCGCAUGAUAGCAGCAGGAGUUGGAGAAGAGAGCAGCGGGACUUUGGAGAUGAGACCGCCAGCGUCCGGAGUGACAGUGGGAGCAUUCGUGGAGGAAUACGAGGCAGAGGGAAAGGUCGUGGACGCGGGAGAGGUCGUGGUCGAGGUCGUUAUGAAUACUCUCAUAACUUCCGGGACUCUCAGUCGUCUGACGGCUCUGUUCAGGUCCCCUCAGAGUUUGGCACCAACAUGGUUUACUACUACGAUGAUGGCAGCAAGGUCCAGAUGUACACAGUGGAUGAAAAGCUUCUUAAAGAAUACAUCAAACGCCAAAUGUGAGUAUUUGACAACUACUUAAAAAUAAAGUAAAGUAUUAAUCCGGUAGGUUGCAGUACAUUUCUGCUAACAACCUAUGUGAUUGGAAACAUGGGGGCUUUCAGAAGCACACUGACUAACUGGAAGUGUGGUUA